AUGGAUUUUCUUAUUUAUUCAUCAUCUAUUCAAAAUGUAUAACAAUCUAACCAAUCCAUAAGAAUCUAAACAAUAAGAACUAAUUAGAGAUCUAACAGUUUGAAUUUUAGAAAUAUAAAUGUUAUCAUUAAAGAAUUGAAUAAAACUCACACAAGAAGAAAAAGCUGUUAUUGCACUGAAUGUGGAUGCUUAGGAAGAUUCUAAUUCGAGAAUAUGAAUACAAGAUUGUUAUUUGAAAACAAAUAAAAAAGAGAAAUUGUAAAUACAAAAAGUGCUUUAACAUUAACGCUACCAAGUAUAAACUUACUCCUAUAUCUAAAGAAUAAGAGAUCUUCUUUUAAAGAAAGAGAACAGUUAAAAAAACAGAUAAAAAAACAACGAUUAUUGAUAGUAACACUACUGGUGAUAAAAUCGAUGAAUAAAAGACAUAAUAUUUCAAUUUCAAUAUGCAAUCAAGAUCUUCAAUUCUAUCUAAUAUCAUUGGAAAAAGAGAGUUAUAGAUUAAAUAAAUAAAUAAAAUCAAUAGACCAUAGUGUUUAAUUAGAUUGGAAUAGAAAAUGAAAUGUCUUAUUCCAAUUACAUAGAAACAUAUUGAAUUAUCUUUCCCUGUUUAAUAUUGUUGUAGUCGAAUCAAAACUGAAAAUUAAAGUUAUCAUCAUCAACUUUAAAGUCCAAUAAAUAGAACAACCACUAAAUCUAAUUAUAAGAAUUCGCCUUAUUAUUAUACUUAUAGAUAAACAUUAACACCAAAAGUUAAAUUUAGAAAUGAAUAGAAAAAAAGGAAAUCAUCUAUUCAUUAAUGA
This is a messenger RNA of Paramecium pentaurelia, 803 nucleotides long. The record is from the annotation of a GenBank genome assembly. NCBI's taxonomy places the organism in Eukaryota, Ciliophora, Oligohymenophorea, Peniculida, Parameciidae.